GCCGAACACAGAGCGCCCAGGCUGUCGAGGCUAAACCCUGGGAUGGAGUUCUGUUUUCUGGACCUGGAUCUGCCACCUUCGGUUAACGGAAGCUAGUGCUAAUCUGCUGCUGCCCUCGGAAGUGAACAGUAAAAAGAGAAACAACAGGGACAGGAUUGCUGCAUUGUGGGUUUUACUGAAUUUGCAACAUCUGAAGAACUCACCGGGCUGGUUUAGAGCCGCACUAAACUGUUCCAUGGAUCAGUGGUUCCAGAACCUUUAUGCGGAAAGACAUAGGAUAAAUAAUGUAACUUGUUAAUGUGAUUUGUUGAUGCUGUGCUCAAUUGCGGCUCUCUCCAGAGCCUCACUUGUUCCUCGUCUUCUACUCUUGAAGAUCAGUGGAGCCCGUUCUCGGCAAUAAUGGGUCCCUGAGGUUCCUGUUUCAUCUGAAACUUUUUUUUUUGUUUUCGAGAGGGACGUUCAGCAUGGCUGGACAGUGGGACCCAGUGGAUAUAGGCACUGGGAUUUCUCUAGGCGAUGUCCUGGUGAACGACCAGUCAUGUGAAGAGGCUGACCAUGGGUCCCUGUCCUCUCAGACUUUUCUUGGUCAGUCCCAGAAGACCGAAAGUGACAAUCAAGCUUCCAAAGAGGUACUGGACGAUCUCAUCUCUGUUCAGCAGGAAGACUCUGGUUAUAUGGAAGCAGUGGAAGAAAAAGUGGAAGAGAGUGGUUCCUACACGAGAACCAAUGGCAGGAUGGAUCAGCUGGAGGAAGACGAGAACGUAAUGUUUAACGAAAUUGACGACGAGCAAGGGUGCAGGAACGGCGCGGGGAAGGAUCCCAAAUUCAACGAUGAGUCUGGGUCUCGGAAUUCUGCGUCUGGAAAGAAAGGGAAGUCGAAAAAAAGUGGAUCUGGACCAGGCUCAGCACCUGGUGAGCAGUGUUCACCCACAUGGACAUCCCCGUCUUCCUUUUCCUAUAAAUCUUGCCUGUCGUCGUCAUCCUCAUCCGGACCGGGCAGACACAAGCAGGUUCGGCGACGGAACCACCACCAUCAUAACCAGGGACGCUUGAGAAGGCAGGCCGGCUUCCAGCUGUUGGUGGCGUUCCGGGAUUUCCUGGCUGAGUCGGUCAGCCCUUGGAGUAUAUCCUGCAUCCACAUGGUGGUGGACCUCAUUGUGUCUCUGACCCAUCGCUGUGGGUUCGCUGUAGAAUCAGGAGCAAUCGCACUUUACGAAUUCAGCUCGCUCGUGCUCUUCAAGGUCACGGAUGUCGCUGCCAUGAAACAGGAUUUCAGACGAGUUGCAGACUGGACCUUGAGCUCGGGCGCGGCAGUGGUGGUUUGGGUCAGCAAGGCCACAAGCUUUGUCCGACGAGCUGCUGUGACUGGUUUUAGUGUUCUGAGUUUGGCAGUGUUUCUGGGUGCUCGGUUAAUGAAGAGCGUAUUGGAUAGAUUGGGUGGUGAACGAGGAAGGCGGUGGUGGCUUGCUCUGCAGAACAGCUGGGUGUGGAGAAAAGGAGCCUUGCUUAUAGGACUAAUUCGAGGAUGGUUCUCUAAACGAAGGACCACAAGUGAAACAUCAAAUCCAGACUCUCCCUACAGGGAUAAAUGCCAGCCUGGACAAGAGCUUGAGAGACUGCUGGCACUAGCACAGGUCCCUGAAGAUGAGCUGGACCCGUUUAAUGUUUUGGGUGUGAACACUAGUGCCACAGAGUCUGAACUGAAGCGGGCCUAUAGACAGCUGGCUGUACAGGUCCAUCCAGACAAGAACAAGCAUCCACGUGCUGGUGAGGCUUUCAAAGUCCUUAGAGCAGCAUGGGACAUUGUCAGCAACCCCGAGACGAGAAGGGAGUACGAACUGAAGCGAAUGGCUGCAACCGAGCUUUCCCGCUCGAUGAACGAGUUCCUGACGAAGUUGCAGGAUGACCUGAAAGAGGCCAUGAACACCAUGAUGUGCACCAAGUGUGAGGGCAAGCACAAGCGCUUUGAGAUGGACCGAGAGCCACACGAAGCUCGUUUCUGCGCAGAGUGCAAUAAACGGCACAGUGCUGAGGAGGGAGACCUGUGGGCGGAGUCCAGCAUGCUCGGCCUGCGGAUCACCUACUUCGCCUUCAUGGACGGCAAAGUCUUUGACAUCACUGAGUGGGCCGGCUGCCAGAGGAUAGGGAUCUCUCCUGACACACAUCGCGUGCCCUACCACAUUUCCUUUGGUUCCAAAAGUAACCAACCAACCAACCGCCACCGACCCCCUUCAGAUCAUCCACCAGGUGCCGGCUCACCUGCUGACCUACAGGACUUCUUCAACCGCAUCUUCCAGGGGGCUGCUCCCGGCGACGCUUCCGCCAACGGUGGCUUCUUCCCCUCAGGAACGCCUCCCCACCACCCCUCGGGACCCGGGUCAGGAACCGGCGGACUGUUUUCAGGCCCCCCUCCUCAGCCGGGGUUCUUUAACCCUGGAGGACAACGAGGAGACCCCGGUGAAUGUUGGACUGAAGGAGGGAAGCCCCCUCGCCGGCGGAAGAAGCCACGCAAGCCUUUCCAGCGCUGAGCAGUGCCAUGGUGUGCUCCGACAACCACACGGGAAGAAUGGCAGAUUGUGGCGGACCCAGCCUGCCACAGUCUGGGUUCUGGGUCUGGCCUGGUGAAUUUGUGCAGCCAGGGCACAACGAGGGCAAUUAUGGGUUGAUUGACCUCAGAAGAAUGUUUUUUUUUUUUUUUCAGUGUUGGUGUGUCGAAUCUUCUCAAUGCCAACAGGACUCGGGUAAAAACUCUGUGCUGUGUUUAAGACGGUUGGCAAAAGGAAAACGAUCUGCAAUUGUAGCCUUUUGUGGGUAAAUUACAAGUUGUUUCUUUUUUUUUUUUCUUCUUCUAAUCGUGUCUGAUAGGCACGACUUGUCCAUGCCACUCGAUUCACAAGAUUAACGUGAAAUAAUUUGCAGAAGUGAUUUAUUAAAUUUUUUUUUCCUUCA
Astyanax mexicanus (Mexican tetra) is the source of this 2949-nucleotide messenger RNA. It is a transcript of the gene dnajc14, whose product is annotated as DnaJ (Hsp40) homolog, subfamily C, member 14. The coding region runs from base 465 to 2528 and encodes 687 amino acids. NCBI's taxonomy places the organism in Eukaryota, Metazoa, Chordata, Actinopteri, Characiformes, Acestrorhamphidae. The record is from RefSeq and is a predicted model, not a curated record. Gene Ontology annotation, molecular function: dopamine receptor binding. The transcript has 8 exons.